Molecule: messenger RNA, 960 nt
Organism: Trichoderma breve
Lineage: Eukaryota; Fungi; Ascomycota; Sordariomycetes; Hypocreales; Hypocreaceae
Product: acetamidase/Formamidase family domain-containing protein
Exons: 1
Coding region: 1-960 (319 amino acids)
Molecular function (GO): hydrolase activity, acting on carbon-nitrogen (but not peptide) bonds, in linear amides
Source: RefSeq, a predicted model, not a curated record
AUGCUGUCUCCGCAAAUUACCUCUACCUUCCAUGUUCACUGUGGACAAAGCCACCUUAAGUGGUCAAAGGCCAUCGCCCCCGUAUUAACCGUCGACUCAAAUGAGGUUGUAACCUUCGAUACCAUCGAUGGAAGCAAUGGUCAAAUUACGCCAAACUCGACCGUGGAAGAUGUUCUAAGCUUCAAGGCCGAACUGGCAGACCCCCUCUUCGGACCCGUGUAUGUACGCGGCGCUGAGCCAGGAGACACUCUCGAAAUUGAGGUUUUGGAGUUAAAAACUGCAGACUGGGGCUGGACAGCAAUUAUGCCUGGUUUUGGACUCCUUACAGAUGAGUUCCCGGAGCCACAGUUGAAGAUCUGGAAACUUGAUCCCAACGAUUCCUCUGCGACAUUCAAGGAAGGCAUUCGCAUUCCUACUCAUCCCUUUCUUGGUGUUAUGGGGGUAGCUCCGGGCGAGGGAGAAUUUCCCACUAUUCCACCGCUCGAGACAGGAGGCAACAUCGAUACCCGCCACAUUAUAGCUGGAACAAAGCUUUUUCUGCCCGUGAAGGCACCCGGUGCAUUAUUCAGUUGCGGUGAUGGCCAUGCAGCUCAGGGCGACGGAGAAGUUUGUGGAACUGCUAUUGAGACUCCCAUGCAGGUGAAGUUACGACUCACAGUUAGGAAGGACAUGAAAUGGGUCGGCUCUCCCAAUUAUUCUUCUCCUUCGUCGGCUCUCACAUUGGCUGAAGACCGAGGAUAUUAUGCUGUUCUUGGCAUUGAUUCAGAUCUACUGGAAGCUGCUCGCAAGGCAGUUCGCGGUAUUAUCGAAUACAUGAUGCAAACAAAGAGUUUGAGCCGGGUGGAAGCAUAUAUGCUUGCUAGCGUUUCCAUCAGCCUAAGGGUUUCAGAAGUAGUGAACGUGCCUAACUACGCUAUUUCAGCUAUCAUACCACUAAAUAUCUUUACACAAGCUUCUUAA